Messenger RNA from Schistocerca piceifrons (Central American locust), 6254 nucleotides. RefSeq lists its product as uncharacterized. Bases 202 to 5766 code for a protein of 1854 amino acids. The record is from RefSeq and is a predicted model, not a curated record. NCBI's taxonomy places the organism in Eukaryota, Metazoa, Arthropoda, Insecta, Orthoptera, Acrididae. The transcript is spliced from 43 exons.
UAGAGGUCGAAUGUUCCUUAGCGACUAGCGAGAUAGCGACUGUAGUUCAACGGUUUGUUUGUGUAGUGGUGGUUAGUGUUACAAAAUCCGUGUGUUUAGGCGUGUUGGUGUUGUGGAAGUUACUGUGUUUUAUCUGUUUGUGGACAUUUUUUAUGUUUCCAUCAGAUAUCAAGAGGAUUACGGUAUUCCACGAAGCUAGACAUGAAGAAAUCUCAUAAGGAAUCGGUGACACCUAAAACACUGCCGCGGAAAACGUUAAGGCCUCGCAGAGUUAGAUUUGACCUGCCUGUGAAGGAGAAAGAGGUUUCACCAUCUCAGGAUACAUUGAAGGAGUCUAGCUCUCGUCAGAAGAAAGUGAAAUCCUCCCCAUCUUCUCCAACAGUUAAAGGGUCAUCUGUGGCAAACAGGACAAGAAAAAGAAAGCGGUCUGUGGCACCUUCCUCCCGUCUGCAGAAAGAACCAGAAUGCAACCUUAUUAAGGGUGAUUUGCCAGCUGGACAGUCAGAAACUGCCUGUUCAGCACCUGCACCAGUGCUUUCGGACACAAUAGAGGAGCCCGAAGAGUGUCCUCCGAAGAGACGAACACUACAUUCUCUCUUAAGUGUGGAACAAGAGAUAGUCCAAAUAUUGGCAGAAAUGCAAAUGAAGAGAUCUGGUUGUACUUUUGGUACUAACGAUGAAGAAACCAAAAGAAAUGUUACAAACGACACACAAACAGAAGAUAAUAGAUCUGGUGUCAAUGAUGAAGUUAUGGGGGAAAAUGCUAUAAACCAUGAACAAACUGAGCAUAAUGGCACUGUUCCAGUUGCUGUUGAUGUCAUUAAUGCUAUUACUGAAAUUAACCAGGAUAAAACUCUCACCCCAAAUCACCCUGAAGAUGCCACUGUUCUAGUAGCACUUGAUGCUGCUAGUGCUAUUAUUGAAAACAACCUGGAGGAAACUCUCAUCCCAAAUCACCUUGAAGAUGAUGGCAAUGGUCCAGUAAUCACUGAUGUCACUAGUGGUAAUAUCGAAGACAACCUAGAAGAAGCUAUAACGUCAGAUGACGUCAGAGAUGAUGAUGCUGGUUGCCCAGAAAACACUGAUCCUGCUGCUGACAUUGAUAUAAAAGAAAAUAUUGAUGCAGUUGUGGCCACUGAUCAAGUUAAUGAUGGGGACUCUGAUUGCCCAGUAAACAUUGAUGCUGCUGCUGAGAUUGAUACAAAAGGAAAUAUUAAAGCAGUUAUGGCCACUGAUAAGCUUAAUGUUGAGGUCUCUGUCAGCAUUUCCGUUGGACAUGAAAAGUGUACUAUGAAGCAAGAGAAAAAUGAUGGUUUUAAUGGGGAUGUAGAGGAAAGGCACCCCAGUAACCCAACACCUGAUGAUAUCCGCAAUGGUGGCACUGAAGAAGAUUCAGAUGAGCUUGAAGUUAUAUAUGAAAGAAAAAAGCAUAUGUCCACAUCUCCUGUUGUAAAAUAUCAAAAAAGUGCAGUUCAACCAGAGGAGGCAAGUCAUUUUAGUGUGGACAUAAAAGUUGCGCACCCCCGUAACCCAACACCUGAUGAUAUCCGCAAUAGUGCUACUGAAGGAGAUUCGGACGAGGUGCAAGUUAUAUACGAAAGGAAAAAACAUGUGUCCACCUCUCCUGUUAUAAAAUAUCAAAAAAGUGCAGUUCUGCAAGAGGAGGCAGGUCAUUUUAGUGUGGGCGUAAAAGUUGCGGAAUCGGUGAAUGCAUUACAGUGUGGGGAACCUAGUCAACAAGAGGAAGAAAGGAGCUUUAAUGUGGAUACAGGUGUCUCGGUCUCCAAUAUUCCACCUUGCACGAAUGCUGCUAAACACAACGAUAUUGUAGACACUGAAAAAUCUGAUGGAGCAAACAUUGAAUAUGUUUGUCCUAUGUGUGUCUUGGCUGCAUCCCACACCACUGAUGAUAAGCAAAAGAAUGCAGGCUAUUUGAAAGCAAUUACAGACAAUUCGAAAUCUGGUUGUCCAGCUGUAGUUAGUGCUUCAAGCAGUGUUACUGAAGGAGAUCAGUGGGUAACUGCUGCUCUCGACAAUGUGCAGGGGCAGAGCUCUGGUUGUCCAACUGCUGUUAUUGUUUCAAACAAUGAUACUGAAGGAAACCAGCGGGUGAAUGCUGCUAUCGACAGUGUGCAGGAGCAAAUAUCUGGUUGUCCAACCACAGUUAGUGCUUCAAAUAAUGUUACUGAAGGAAACCAAGAGAUAUCUGAUGAUGUAGGCAUUGUGAAGGAUGAAAACUGUGAUUGUCCAGCUGUAGUUAGUGCUUCAGAUACUGAUACUGAAGGAAACCAAGGGGUAACUGCUGCUCUAGACAGUGUGAAGGACGAUGAAUCUGAGACUUCCUUUGUGAAAGAAGAAACAAUAGUAGACUACACAGUAGAUCCAGAUGACUCGGGACUUUCAUAUUCUUGCUUUGGAUGGGAAAGACAAGAGUCUGAAGCAGAUAUUAAUGAGGUUACUGAUGACUGGGAAACUGAUUGUCCACCAGAAAUACGGAACCCAGAUGCUAACAUUGAGAGAGAUCUCCAAGAAACUGUAAUUUCAGAUGAAUACAUUGAUUCAGUUCUUCAGACAAGAGUACUGGAUAGUCCUCAACCUUCAAAGGAAGACAAUAGUGCUGAGUCAGUUCUUGUGACAAGACUACCGGAUAGCCCUCAACCUUCAAAGGAAGACGGUAGUGGUGAGCCAGUUCUUGAGACAAGAUUACCGGAUAGCCCUCAACAUUCAAAGGAAGACAGUAGUGCUGAGUCAGUUCUUGAGACAACAGUACCGGAUAGCCCUCAAACUCCAAAGGAAGACAGUAGUUCUGAGUCAGUUCCUGUGACAAGACUACCGGAUAGCGCUCAACCUUCAAAGGAAGACAGUAAUGCUGAGCCAGUUCUUGAGACAAGAUUACCGGAUAGCCCUCAACCUUCAAAGGAAGACAGUAGUGCUGAGUCAGUUCUUGAGACAAGAGUACCAGAUAGCCCUCAAACUUCAAAGGAAGACAGUAGUUCUGAGUCAGUUCCUGUGACAAGACUACCGGAUAGCGCUCAACCUUCAAAGGAAGACAGUAAUGCUGAGUCAGGUCUUGAGACAAGAGUACCGGAUAGCCCUCAACCUUCAAAGGAAGACAGUAGUGCUGAGUCAGUUCUUGUGACAAGACUAUUGGAUAGCCCUCAACUUUCAAAUGAAGACAGUAGUGCUGUGUCAGUUCCUCAGACAAGAGUAUUGGGCAGCCCUUUACCUCCAGACAGAGCUAAUAAUGAUUCAGAUCUCUGCAUAGGAAAUCAGAUAAGUUCUCCAGUUUCAGCUGAAGAUAACAAUGUUGAAUGUGGUCUUCAGUCAAGAAUAGAUGACAGCCCUCCAGCUGCAAAGGAAGAUAACACAGUUGUUGUCGAAUCGAGUCUUCAAACAGGAAAACUGAGAAGCUCUGUAGUUAUAAAAGAUGAUAACAAUGUUGAAUCUGGACUUUCUAUGCAAAAACUGAAAAGACCUGUAGUUUCAAGACAAGGUAGUGUUCUCUCUUGCUGUGUUCCUGAAAGCUGGAACCCAAAUAGAAUCCUUGUAGUAAAGCUGAGAAAAACUGAAGUGAGUGAUUACUAUAAAGGAAUUGAAUCUCACGUGAGGGACAGAAAGUCAAGUAACAUAAGGAAUAUGGCAAAAAAAGAUCAACUGCAGGUUGACAGCUGUAUUGUGACACUGUCGGAAGACUACAGAAAUCAUAUUCCAGGAAAUGCAAAUCAAGGUCACCGUAACAGGUCAGGGAGCCUUGAAAAUAUCACAGAAGAUUCCAACCAAGAGGACUGUGAAAAAGUAGGAGAUUCUGCUUGUAAUUAUAAUUGCAAUUCCUGCUCAGAUGUUUUCUUAUCAAAAUACAGUCUUAUCAAACAUGUAUUUACCCAUACUGGUUUGGAUUCUCCUGUACACAUUUGUAAAUUUUGUGGGAUAGUUUUUAAUUCAGAUGUUGAAUUGCAGAGACACAAUGAAAAGAGUUGUUCUAGAAUAUUGCACAAAGAACCCUGUCAAUUUAGUCAUAAGUCUCAAGAAGGGAACUGUAAAACUGAUAUUAAUAGUUUCUUGGCAAAAAAUGAAGGUGCAGAUGGUGAAUUUACUUGCAGUUCUUGUGAAAAAGUUUUUCCAUCAAAAUAUUGUCUCAUAAGACAUGUAUUUACUCAUAUGGAUGGUGUACAGGCACCUUCACAUAUUUGUAAAUUGUGUGGCAAGAUUUUAAGUGCAGCUUUUAGCUUGAGAAGACACUAUAAGUAUGGUUGUAAGAAGUCAUAUCGUGAAGAAUCAUGGAAUAGCGAUAAUCAGUUGCAAGAAGAUACACAUCAUGAUCACAGGAACUUGCAGGAGAAUGAAGUGGUCAAGGAAGAAGUGGCACAAGUCAAACAUGCUCCCAACACCAACAAUAAAGAGUUAUCAUCAAAAGAUGUCUAUGAUCAUGUUGAUGGCGAAGAAACGUACUCAUACAUCUGCAGUGUGUGUGGUGGAACGUUUAGUACGGCAUCAAGACUGAAAAAACAUUUUUUGAAACUUUGUAGCAGAAUAGAUGAUUCCAUACAGUACCUUAAUGGAAUACAGAGGAGGACACAAGGAAAAAAAAUGAGUGAUUGCUCAGAUAAGUCUGACAGAACUACAGGAGGAACUACUCAUUCUGAAUUCAAAUGUAGUUCAUGUCCAAAAGUCUUGUUAUCAAAAGAUAGUCUUAAGAAACAUGAAUUUACUCAUAUAGAUACUACAUAUGCCCCUUCAUACAACUGUAAACAGUGUGGCAAGGUUUUCAAUACAGAAUUUCACUUGGAAAUGCACAUGAGCAGAAAGGAACAGUGCACAGCUGUAGAACAGAGAGACGGUGUUGUUGACCUUGACCUUUCUGACAAGAAAAGGUUUUUGCCUCAGAUUCAUAAUGUGUCACAACAGGAGUUGGCCAUAUCUAUUAGUGCUGCACAGUCAUCAAAUUCCAAAUUUAAGAAUAUACGUGUCACAUACAAAUGGUCAGUUAGGAGUGGACGGAAGGUGAAAAUGUAUCUUUGUGAUUUAUGUGAUAAACCCUUUAAAAGGUCAAGUAACCUUUUAACACACCGACGUACGCAUACUGGAGAAAAAAACUGCAUCUGCAAUAUCUGUGGUAAAUCAUUUGGUGUGAUGAGCAAUUUGAAGAGACAUUUGAUGUCACAUUCAGGAGAAUAUCCGUAUACGUGUAAUGUUUGCAAUAGACAGUUUAAGCAGAAAGAACAUUUGAAGAGGCAUGGGCGUAUCCAUACAGGAGAGAGACCUCACAAGUGCUGCAUUUGUGGAAAGUGUUUCAAGCAAUCAGGCUCAUUGCAAAAACAUAAAGUUGUACAUACAGGAGAAAAGCCACACAAGUGUGAAAUUUGUGGUAAAACUUUUGGUCUUCUUGGCAAUUUGAAGCAGCAUACAUAUACACAUGCAAAGGAAAGAUGCUAUAGGUGUGACAUUUGUUUUAAAUCUUUUAGCAAGUCCACUACGCUGAAAAAGCAUUCAUGCAUUGCCCCAAGUGAAGGCAGGCGAUUUAAAUGUACCUUUUGUUGUAAAUACUUCUAUCAAUAUUGUCUUCUGAAACAACACAUUGCUAUCCAUACAGGAGUACGACGUUACAAGUGUAAUGUUUGUGGGAAAUCUUUUAUUGGAUCAGGUAAUUUGAAGAUACAUAUGUAUGUACAUACUGGAGAGAAACCAUACAAAUGUGAAGUAUGUGGAAAAACUUUUAACCAGUCCAGCAGUAUGAGGCGACAUUUAAGAGUACAUAAUACAAUGUAAUGUGUGCACAUGGUACUGUCUUCUGUGUGUUUAGCAUAAGAUGCCUUUAGAUACAAUGAUACAAAUUUUGUGUCACAUAAUUUCGGGUUGUAGAGAGAUAAUAAAAAUAUUUCAUAAGUGUACAUACUGGGGAGAACUUCACUGUGUAAAGUGUAUGAUGUAUGUUUAAACUUAGUAUUAUGAGAUGGCAUAAAAUAACCUGUGCUGCAGGUUCGGACUCAUUGGCUUUCAGUACAAGAUGCAUCCAUCAGCCCUCAGAAAUGCAAAUUUUGUAUAAGGCUGUUGAAAGCUAUUCUUGAAUGUGCAUAACCUAGUAUGUAUGAUACGAUUACAGUAUCUGAAAGAUAUUGGGUGGAUAUUGCUACAAUAUUUAAAAGAUAUUGGCAUUAUUCUGGUGAUACAUAAAUUUGGAUUAAUGUUGUGAGAUGUAUUUCUGUUGUGCUAAUAUAUUAUCUAUUUAUCACAGGUACCAAGUGGUGAUAUUUUUC